UGCCGGUCGCCGUGAAUGAGAUGGACCUGCAUGACGGCUGGCCGAUGGUAUGCAUGGAGAAGACCAUGCAGUACAUGCGUACACCUGGGAGCAGCUGCUGCCCUGCGUGGAGAGACUUCUACUUGCUCAUGACAGUGACGUAAAGGAAGCAAACAAACAGAAAUGCCCACAGCCGAGUGCACAGCCUGCACAGAUGAUGUAUCCCGUCCAGGGACCGAGCGUGUCCUUGCAUCAGUACAUGCAGCGGCCGAACACACAAUACAUGCAGCAGAGCUGCCAGCCGCUGGUAGUGUCUUCUCAAGGUCCUGCGACAUAUCUGACACAUACGGCCUCAAUGCAGGUCUCCACGGCACCUGUGCAUGGGCUCACACAGACACAGAGCAUGGAUGCUAAGGUCAACAUACCAGGCAGAGCUUACCAGAUGAACCCGCUGUACCCCUGCGCCGCUCCCUGCUUCGACAGGUGAUGAAACCGGACAGAAAAGCAUCAGACCGUUUGCACUGUUUGUAAUCAAGUGUGCAAUUGUGGGAUUGCAAACACCAUAAAUCAAGCACACUGCUCUUAAAUGUUACUUGAAUCAAACCACUUCAGCUGCUGAAUUCUGAAUCCUUUUUAAUUUACAUGAUUGGGGUGAAAGCUAGUUAAUUUAAAUCACUGUAACUCAGGUUCCAAUGAAACGUCAAAAUCCAAAUUUAG
Messenger RNA from Carassius gibelio (silver crucian carp), 696 nucleotides. RefSeq names its product cyclin-J-like. The coding region runs from base 50 to 466 and encodes 138 amino acids. The transcript is spliced from 2 exons. The record is from RefSeq and is a predicted model, not a curated record. NCBI's taxonomy places the organism in Eukaryota, Metazoa, Chordata, Actinopteri, Cypriniformes, Cyprinidae.